AUGGCGCUACCGGAUCGUCAAUGGCUCCUCCUCCUCGUCGCCAUGAUGGCGUUCUGUGCGGGCGGCGCCUCCAAGGACAUCACCGGGGGAUACUUUCAAUACGACUGCCCCGCGAGCACAGGGCGGUCCACCACCAGAGGCACCGCGUUCGGUGACAACCUGAGGUCGCUCCUCGCCGCCCUCCCGUCAGCGGCCGCGCCGACGGGCUUCGCCUCCCUCCGGUCCGGUCGCGGCCGCGCGUUGGCCACGGCCCGAGGACUAUGCUUCGGUGACUCGCCGCCGCCGGAGUCCUGCCGCGACUGCCUGUCCCAGUCCGCCGGGAUGGUCCUCGACGCCUGCGACGGCAACCGGAGCGCCGCCGUGUGGACCGACGGGUGCUUCCUGGCCUACACCGACGGCAACGCCUCAGCCUCAGCGACCAACGACAUCUUCACCGGCGCAGCCCCUUCGUCCAACGACGUCUCCUGCGACGCGGAGGAGGUCGUCCGCCUGGCCCGGUCCCUGGUGGCCCGCGCCGCUCACGGCAGCUCCGGCCGGAUGCUGGCCACAGCGUACACAACCUGCCAGGCGAACGGCGACACGGUGCACGCGCUGGCCCAAUGCCCGAGGGACGUCGCUCCGGCGGACUGCGCCCUCUGCCUGGACAAGUCGGCGCGGAGCUUGCCGGACAGCCUCCAAUGGUCCCGAGGCAUUCCAGUAGGCGCGUCGUCGCUGCAACGCUACAACUGCACCAUGCGGUUCCAGAGAUCCCCUCCGGCGCCACCCAUCGGAAGAGGAGCAAGGAUCCGGAAGAAACUAAAAGAUAACAUUGCCAUCGUGAUAGUGGGUGCCGUCGCAAUCGUGGCCAUGAUCGGUUUGCAACUUUUCUACUAG
Messenger RNA from Triticum turgidum subsp. durum (durum wheat), 873 nucleotides. The record is from the annotation of a GenBank genome assembly. Lineage: Eukaryota; Viridiplantae; Streptophyta; Magnoliopsida; Poales; Poaceae.